AUGCUGCACAAAAUCAUUGUAAACACCUACAAUCUUUGGGUGGUUGUGUUCGUGGCCUUGGGCACCAUUUCUACAGCUUAUGGCCUCGCAAUCAUCGGCUCAACCGUCGGCCAACCCAACUUUUAUUCCUACUUUCACUUGGCCACGCAAGGGGAACCUGGCUAUGACCACACAACCAACAUGAUUGGGGCCUUGAACGGCGUCAACUCUGCCGGGGCAAUAGCAGGAUGUAUCUCACAAGCCUGGUCUUCCGACAAGUAUGGACGAAAGCGUACAAUGCAGAUAGGCUCCGUCAUUCUGAUCGUUGGCGGCGCCUUGUGCGCCGGAGCGGUUGAUAUGGCCAUGUUCCUUGUUGGGCGUUUUGUUGCCGGUAUGGGUUCAGGUAUUCUUGCCUGUGUUGUCCCAAUUUAUCAAGCGGAAGUCUCGACGCCAGAGACACGAGGGGCCAUGGUCUGCGUUACGGGCAUUAUGUACGCAGUCGGCUAUGCUCUUGCAGGUUGGCUGGGCUACGCCUGUUUCCAUAUGUCGGCCACUGAUCCUGCUGCACAAUUCGCCUGGCGAUUUCCCUUGGCCUUCCAGGUCGUCUUCCCAACCAUCUUGCUGGCUGGGAGCAACUUGGUUCCGUUCAGCCCUCGUUGGCUCCUCUCACAAGGUCGUCGACAAGAAGCCCUCGACGUGGUCAAGCGACUCCACAGGACAGCAGGCGAUCCAGAGGAGGUGACUGCCCGUCGGGAAUUCUGGCUUAUGGAACAACAAUACGAAAUGGAUGCUACCAUGUCACGUGGCCGCUUCGAGCUUUUCAGCACUCCUGCGAACAGGAAACGCGCGUUGAUGGCAUUUACUUUAAUGUGGGGUAAUCAGUUCCUGGGUAUCUUUAUAAUGACGAAUUAUGGGGUGUUGAUAUACGCGAGUUUGGGCCUGAGUGGAUCGAUCCCGCUCCUGCUCAAUGCGUGCUGGACGACAUUCACGCUUAUCGGAAACACUUGGACGGCACUCUUUAUCGAUAAAUUCGGCAGAAGGAAAUUCAUGCUUAUCGGGUCCUGUGGUUGUGUCGUCUCGGUCAUCUUCCUCUGCGCUCUGACAGCGUCGUUCCUCAACACGAAUAACAAGGCUGGCCUCCGAGCAGGCGUCUUCUUCAUCUGGUUCUACAUCAUUUGGUGGUGCUUCUUCAUCGACGCGACCCAGUACGUGUAUGUGGCGGAGAUUUUCCCGAACCAUCUGCGUCCUGCUGGCGUCGCGUUGGGCUUGUCGGCAUUUUACCUAGCGAGUGAGGUCACUCUGGUCGCAGCACCGGUCGCCCUCAACAAGAUCGGUUGGCGAUUCUAUCUGGUUCUGAUUAUCCCAUCUGCUGUGUACAUUGUGAUCAUAUACCUCUUCUUCCCAGAGACCAAGGGCCGAACGCUUGAGGAAAUCGGCUACUUAUUCGGCGACGACAUGCACGUCGCCACGCAAUGGUACGACGCGUCCGAGGACGAGAAACGCAAGAUCGAAGAGCAGGCCCUCAAGGAGACCGAAGGCGGCGUUGUGCACGAAAAAGGAUUCGCCGGCUCCGUCACCGUCAACGCUGCUAGUGGUGGGAGCAGCCAGGAAGGAGGAGAUACUGAUGACAUUUACGCGGAGAAGGGUGGUGAGGUCCGCAGCGAGGAUAUUGUCAAGGCCUGA
Molecule: messenger RNA, 1662 nt
Organism: Cladophialophora psammophila CBS 110553
Lineage: Eukaryota; Fungi; Ascomycota; Eurotiomycetes; Chaetothyriales; Herpotrichiellaceae
Exons: 4
Coding region: 1-1662 (553 amino acids)
Biological process (GO): carbohydrate transport; transmembrane transport
Cellular component (GO): membrane
Molecular function (GO): carbohydrate:proton symporter activity
Source: RefSeq, a predicted model, not a curated record